Messenger RNA from Racocetra fulgida, 531 nucleotides. The record is from the annotation of a GenBank genome assembly. Lineage: Eukaryota; Fungi; Glomeromycota; Glomeromycetes; Diversisporales; Gigasporaceae.
AUGUCAGAUUUUUUGCAUAGAACUUAUGAAACUUACAAAGUUGUUGCGCAGAUCAUGGAUACAAAGCGUGGAAAACUAUUUCAUGUCAUGGCACAACUAUUUUUCAUUAUUGAAAACGAACCAGAAAAAUUCAACGCAAGACCUAAAAUCAUUGAAAAGUACUUAAGAAAUACUCGUGAAAUUCCUAUUCACCUUCAGGAAACCAUCAAACGUGUUUUUGACACAAUGAAAUUAUUGAUCGAAAUUGAUUCCGAUAUCUUUCAACAAAAUCAUCGGUUAUCGCCUAUUGAAUUCGUUUUCAUUUCUUGGAUUAUCGCAAAAAAUCCAAAUCUUACUUUAGCCAAAUAUCAAGAGUGUUUACUCAAGAUGAAGAAACAUGUAAGAGAACAUCAUGAAGAUACACGGUUUAAUGACAAAGUUUAUUCAACAUUGAAAAAAUUUAUGGAUAAUCUCGACCUGGAAAAAUCUAAUGAAUCUAAUGAAUCGUCGUCUGAUAUCGAUUCUCCUGCAAAGCGGAUUAAAUAUACGUGA